CCCGCCCCCUGAGCUCUGUCUGAGUCUGCGCAGUGCGUGCACUGUCACAGCGCUCCGCCAUUGAGGGACCCAGCUGCAGGAGUCGAUUGGGCUCACGGUCUGCUAAUGUUCCGGGUCGUGCCGUUCAUGUCUCCGACUCACUGAAACCGAACUUUUUUGUCACGAUUUGCGUGCUUUUUGUAUUUCCGUACUCCUCCUCCCCCAGUUUCGGAUAUUUUAUUUAUUUUCGUUAUUUAGCGGUCAAUGCCUUGUGGUGGAUAAUAUAAGAUGCGGAUACGCUCGUAGCUCCGAAGCGGAGCCUGCGUUAGCUUGCUAGGCUAAUCACGCGCACGGGACGGAGUCUUGCUCGAGGGCAGCGGACAGCGCCGUUUGAUGGAUCCGAGAAUCGCCUGGUUUCAGCCAGAACAGCUCGGACCUGCCAACAGCCUUUGGAUGCAGAUUUGGGAGACGACUCAGGGUCUGGGUAGCCUGUAUUUCAACGACAACAACAACUACAGCGCCGGUUCCACCGCGUCAAGCCGGAGUCCCGAACUCAACGGAGGAACGGGCAACGCCAAUACGGCCGCCAACAGGGCUUUUGAUUCGGACGCUGGUGGGCCGAGGAAACGGGGAAUGUCCGCCUCCAGGCCCGAUGGUGAAAUCUUGGAGCAACGGGACUUCAUUCCGUUAGAAAGCAAUAAUAAUUCCCAAAAGCGUGCAGCGGGGAGGGGCGGCGGUGGGGUGGACGUGGGCGGCGGUGGAUGCACUCAAGUCUGGAGGGGGGUCUCCGACAUCCCCGGGUGUCGUAACAAAAGGAAGCGGGACAAUAAGGCGAGCACCUUCGGCUUCAACAGCAGUUUGCUGCUCGGCUCUUCGGCAGACGAUGUCCGGCGCUGCAGCGGGUACACAGGCACGCCGUGGAAGGUUAGGAAUUAUUCCGAGGGUAUUUUGGGGCUGCAUGAGGAGAUCAUGGACUUCUUCAUGUACAUGUCUCCUCGUCCGGAGGAAGAGAGGAUGAGAUUGGAGGUGGUGGACCGGAUCCAGAGGGUCAUCAAGGACCUUUGGCCCAGUGCGGAUGUACAAGUGUUUGGGAGUUUUAGUACAGGCCUGUAUUUACCCACAAGCGACAUUGACCUGGUGGUCUUCGGGAAAUGGGACAACCUGCCACUCUGGACUCUAGAAGAGGCCCUCCGGAAGAGGAACGUGGCCGAUGUGAACUCCGUGAAAGUGCUGGACAAGGCUACGGUGCCCAUCAUCAAACUGACAGACUAUUACACUGACGUGAAAGUGGACAUCAGCUUCAACGUGCAGAAUGGAGUGAAAGCUGCACAACUUAUCAAGGAAUUCAAGAAAAAAUUCCCCGUGCUUCCCCACUUAGUGCUGGUGCUGAAGCAGUUUCUGCUGCAGAGGGACUUGAACGAGGUCUUUACUGGGGGAAUUGGGUCCUAUAGCCUCUUCCUUAUGGCAGUCAGCUUCCUUCAGAUGAACUACAGAGAAGAUGUCUGCAGCCCCAACGUCAACAUGGGUGUGCUCUUGAUAGAGUUCUUCGAACUCUACGGCAGGCACUUCAACUACAUUAAGACGGGUAUCCGGGUGAAGGACGGCGGCAGCUACGUGGCUAAGGAUGAGGUGCAGAGGAGCAUGCUGGAUGGGUAUCGGCCCUCCAUGCUCUACAUUGAAGACCCACUCCAGCCGGGUAAUGAUGUGGGCCGUAGCUCGUAUGGUGCUAUGCAGGUGAAGCAGGCAUUUGACUAUGCCUACGUGGUGCUCAGCCAUGCCGUUUCACCCAUUGCCAAGUACUACCCCAACAACGAGUCUGAGAGUAUUCUGGGACGGAUCAUCCGGGUCACGCAGGAGGUCACCGCGUACAGGGACUGGAUCAGCAAACGUUGGGGAGGUCCACUGCAGAACGACCAUCCCUUUAACGGAAAUGACAUCACGCUGCUGGUGGAGACGCAGCAGUUAGAUAAGUGCAACAACAACAUGUCUGAGUCGGAGUCUCGGGGCAAGCCCCCCUCCAGUUCAUCGUCCCCAGCUCCAUCCUCCCCCUCCCUGCCUUCAUCUCCCUCGUCUUCACCCUCUCCGUCUUCAUCAUCCACAGCCUCCAGUUCAAGUGAUGCUGACUCGGAUGGGACGCCCUGUAAGACAGUGAAGCAACUGGCGGGGCGGAGCUCCAGCUCGCACAGGGAAAUUCCUGGGGGUGUGGUCACACAUAGAGCCCACAGUCACGCCUCCAGCUCCCCUUCCAACAUCAACAAGGGCAAGAUGGGAGCCCGACAGUUCCGUUCCUCUAGCAAAGGAGUCAUUGGUCAGCAGGGCUCUGGACAUCUGAAUGGUUCAACCAGCAACAAAACCCACCAGAUCAACAGGCCACACCACCAGGGCAAUGGCAAGAAGAGGAAACCGCAGCGUGCAACUGCAAUUGCAGACCUCUGCAGAUAGGGGGUGCUGCCCGCUACCUCAGGGCGACCAAGAUUUUCCACAGGACCUUUUAUUGACAGGAUUGUUAGUAAUAGUAAUUUUUGAGGAAUAUGUGACAUUUUAAUUGAAGAUCAAAAAAGGACGGAGGAAUGGAGGUGAGCUUCUGGGAUUGACUAGCAAAAACAGACCAUUACCUUUGUUUUUGUAUCCAAUGCCGCCCCUCUGGUGUUCCUCCCAUCACCAACCAGACUCCUGUCCUCGCAUGGCGCCCCCUGCUGUUUGAGAGGAGCUGAGGCAGGCUACUGGAAAGACUGCAAAUUUAAGAUCAGUCCCUGAAUCUUAACUAGUGGCAGAACAAAGUACAAAAAAUGUUUAAAAAAAAAAAAAUAAUAAUAAUAAUACAAAACUUACAUUAAAAAAUAAGUUAAAACAUUUUGGAAAAAAAUUGCAAUCUAU
Paramormyrops kingsleyae is the source of this 2856-nucleotide messenger RNA. RefSeq names its product terminal nucleotidyltransferase 4B (gene tent4b). Gene Ontology annotation, molecular function: mRNA binding; poly(A) RNA polymerase activity. Gene Ontology annotation, biological process: RNA 3'-end processing; polyadenylation-dependent ncRNA catabolic process. The record is from RefSeq and is a predicted model, not a curated record. NCBI's taxonomy places the organism in Eukaryota, Metazoa, Chordata, Actinopteri, Osteoglossiformes, Mormyridae. Gene Ontology annotation, cellular component: TRAMP complex; nucleolus.